ACUAUGGACCAACCCGGCCCCUGAGCAACCACAUAUGGACUUUCAACCACUUCCCACAUAGGUGCAAUUUGGCUUAUUAAACCUGAGCCAACCAGCUGUGGGAGCUGCUGGGGAGGAAGCACCUUCACCAGCUCAGAAUCCAAACAGACUCUUUUUUAGUGUAUUUCCCCACCAGACCAGGAGCAGGGACUGGCAGAGAUUGUGGAUGAGGGAGAGAUGUUUGUUUCUCCGUUUCUCAUCUCUUCCUCCCAAGGGGUCUGAUUAGAAGCAGCGGUCACAGGUGGAGAAGUUUCUCUAGGGAACACAAACAGACCAGGAGAGGGGAAGGGCUGUGGUCAGCUGGGCCCUGAACACAGAACGUGACUGCGUUCAAAGGCAGCCUGAGCAUUGUAGAUCAGGCCUGAGAAAAUAAUCUGUUUUCAAUCUCACCAGGUGCUCGAUUCCUGUCCACUGUGAUCACCCGACUCUGCACAGGGCUGGCCCAGUGAUUGUGGGAGGGUCAGUCAGAGGUUUAUUAGAUAAACUUUACUGAUGUAUUUUCCCUGCAUGUAUCUUUGUCUUUAUCCUCCUGUGAUGGGCUGUGCAUAGCCCACGCUAGGCAAGAAAGAGUUAACCCAACGCUAUGGAUGGUGGAAGUCGCGCCCCUCAGACCAUGCUGGGUAUGUGCCAAGUGGUGCCUCAGUAUAAAAGGGAGCAGCCCAGCUCAUUCCAGGCUGACCCCCGAGGAGGGAGGACAUGGUGGCAGAGGAUCCUGCCCAGGAGUGGACUCGGAAGCCUAGGGAGCGACCCUCACUGAAGAUCUUGGAGACCCCAAUGAUGUACAGACCCCGGCUUCAGGGAACACGCACGAGUCAGUUCCAGGAAGGGAAACACCCAUGUGUUGCUGCAGGUGGGGCAUAGUGUGAACUCAGAAAAUUGAAACAUACAUUGUUACCCUGUUCCACUGCCCAGAGGGGGCCAUGGCUGCAGAGAACCCUGUGGAAAGUCUCCAGGAGGAAGCGACAUGUCCCGUCUGUCUGGAGUAUUUCACAGAACCUGUCACUCUGGAGUGUGGGCACAAUUUCUGCCGAGCCUGCAUCAGCCAGUGCUGGGAGGGAUCCGAUACAGCUGCCUCCUGCCCUCAGUGCAGAGAAACUGUGCAACAGAGAAACCUCAGGCCCAACAGGCAGCUGGCAAAUGUUGUAGAAAUCACCAAACGGCUGAGUUUACAGGCAGAAAAGGGGGCCAGAGGGGAAGGGGUGUGUGAAAGACACCAGGAGACACUGAAACUGUUCUGUGAAGAGGAUCAAACCCCCAUCUGUAUGGUGUGCGACAGAUCCCGGGCUCACCGCGCUCACACGGUGGUUCCCAUAGAGGAAGCUGCCCAGGAGUACAAGGAAAAAAUCCAGGCCCAUUUGCAGACCCUGAGGGAAGAGAGAGAAAAGCUGCUGGGAUUUAAAGAGGCUGUAACGAAGAGAAGCCAGGAGCAUCUGAAACAGACAGAAACAAAGAGGCAGAAGAUUGUGUCUGAAUUUCAGCGACUGCGGCAGUUCCUGGAGGAACAAGAGCGACUCCUGCUGACCCAGCUGGACAAGCUGGAUGAGGAGAUUGUGAAGAUACAGAAUGAAAAUGUCAGUAAACUCUCUGAGCAGAUUUCCCAUCUCAGUGAGCGGAUCAGUGACAUGGAGAGGAAGUGCCAGAAGCCAGCAAGUGAAUUCCUGCAGGAUGUCAGAAGCACCUUGAGCAGGUGUGAGAAGGGGACGUUCCAGCAGGCAGUGGAGAUUUCUCCUGAACUGGAAGUGAGACUCGGUGGUUUCUCCCAGAAGACUAUUGCUGUAAUGGAGACUCUGAGGAAUUUCAAAGACACUCUGCCGUCUGCACUGGAGACACCAAGAGGGGAACCCAUCGGAGCACACAGACAGGUGAAUGUGACUCUGGAUCCAGACACGGCUCAUGCCCUCCUCAUCCUGUCUGAGGAUUGGAAAAGUGUGAGAUGGGGAGACACGCGGCAGCGACUACAAGACAACCCUGAGAGAUUUGACUCUGAUCCCUGUGUGCUGGGCUGUGAGGGAUUCACCUCGGGGAGACAUUGCUGGGAGGUGGAGGUGGGGGAUGGGCUAUUCUGGGCAGUGGGGGUGGCCAGAGAGUCUGUGAGGAGGAAGGGAGAGAUGAACUGUAGCCCUAAGGGGGGGAUCUGGGCUGUGCGGCGGUGGUGGGGUCAGUUCCGGGCUCUCACAUCCCCUGUGACCCCCCUGCCCCUGAGCCGGGCCCCCAGCAGGAUCCGGGUUUGUCUGGACUGUGACCGGGGGCAGGUGACAUUUAGCGAUGCUGGUGACGGGGCCCCGAUCUUCACUUUCCCGCCAGCCGCAUUCAAUAGGGAGAGAAUCCGACCCUGGCUACAGGUCUGGGGUCCAGACACCCGGCUCAGACUGUGUCCCUGAGCUGGGGUGGGUGGGAAAGAUAGUACUGUAAACCCUGAGAUCAGCCUGUCUGCUCUCAGACAGCGCAGUCUCUGUGACCCUGGAGAUUGCUUUGGGUCUCAGCCUUUGCAGUGUCAAUCCAUACAGAGCAUUUAUUGAGCGAGGUGGAGAAGCCAAUCUCAUCACUGCCCCAGGGACUAUGCAGCCUGUUUGCCACUGUCCUCUAGAGCCAGGAGGACUCUGGGGAUCCUGGGUCAGACAGUGUCACUGAGACAUGGGGAAACAGCCCACUGGGAAUAGAAAAACAGGCUUCUCUAGCCACAGUCCUCCUAGCCCCUAUGACCUGGAGCACUCCCAUCUACCCAGCGUUCUGGCUUAUCUUUAUAACCUGAGAAGACUCCUGUCUACCCAAUCUUUGAGCUCUAUGACCUCUGCA
This is a messenger RNA of Mauremys reevesii (Reeves's turtle), 2835 nucleotides long. RefSeq names its product zinc finger protein RFP-like. The record is from RefSeq and is a predicted model, not a curated record. NCBI's taxonomy places the organism in Eukaryota, Metazoa, Chordata, Testudines, Geoemydidae. The coding region runs from base 960 to 2420 and encodes 486 amino acids. Gene Ontology annotation, molecular function: zinc ion binding; protein binding. The transcript is spliced from 8 exons.